UUUGAAAAACGUAAACAAAUCAACGUCAAAGCUGAAGCGAACAUUUUUAAUAAGCCGUGAGCUUAAAAAUAGAUAAAGAACCUUAAGCCUAAAGGGCAACAAGUUUCAACAGCUAGUUAGAGAAGCCUAGACAGAACUGCCUGGAGCCCUAAAAAGGCAAAGCACAACGAACGUCGACUAAGCAGGCAAAACUGCGAUUGAGAAAGUCAGGCUCGGGAUCACUAAAAAAGAAUGAGAGGACGAAAGAGAAAGCAAAGCGUAAAGGCGGAGGAAGAACCCAAAGAGGAAACAACAGAUGUUCAAGAAUCGCAAAGCACCAAAAUUGUUCCAAGUUUCGGUAAAAGGAAGAAAGUUUCCAAUGUGAAAACGAAAAGUGCCAAAACCGAUGUCUUGGAACCAAGUACACAAACGACUGUAGAAGUCCAUAGAGAAGAGUCUGAACCAGCAGGGGUACCACAGCAAGCUAGCUCCAAAGAAAAUAAGAAUGAAUCUACAAAAGCCUUCCACGGUACAAAUGAUAUUGAAGGUGAAUCAAACCCAGGGAUCUCAUCAGACGCAAAAGGCCUAAACGACCAAGGAAUUGAAAAUUCGUCAAAUGAGUCCAAAAGACAUGGAGGAACCGAAAAAGAAGCGAUGAUAGUUCCUGAAAAUGAUGCAGCUAAAAUUCAGGCAGUCCUUAAAACAAAAGAAAGGGAAAUUGUUCAGAUACCAAGCUCAAGUCAGACGUCUGUUCCAGUCAGGAAUAUUCGCUCACUUCAAUUUGAUCCUUCUGGCGAUGCUAAACCUUAUGCAAUCAUCACGAAAGACACCCAAAACAGAACGGAAAUCUUUGAUGAAAAUAAUAUGCUCACAAGUAAAGAAGACACAAAUGAACAGCCCCAAAAGUCUGUGGUAAAUAGCACUACAACAUCGACUGAGUUGCAAAAGAAUGCUAAUGAAAACGCAGACGUAGCAGUCUUUAUAAAAACAGCUCCGACCAAAUUCGACAUCCCUGAUGAAAUUGGAGCAAUCGUAACAAAUACAGCUCCGACCAAUGACCAUAGCACUAAUGAAAACGCAGUCGCAACAAACACAGCUCAGACCAAAGUCGAUGGAGCUGAUGAAAACGCAGUAAAAACAAAUGCUGCUCCGACUAAAUACCACGCCGACCAAUCUGAUGCGUCUCCGACCUUAAGAGAUCUGUCGUACGACGAAGAGAGUCAAGAAAGCGUCGUCGAAAUCCACAAAUUGCUGGAUUAUCAUUUCGAAAAUUUCCCAAAAUUAGCAGACACCAAACCGCCACUUUUCGGAUUCACCAACGACUGUGCAGACGCGAGUUCAGGCUUCAUUCAAAAUAGAAUCGUCCAGAAUAAGAUCUUAGAGUCUGAUGAGUCAUCAAAUUCUCAUAUAACAGACGACAAAUGUUUGGAUGUCGGUAAGGAAUCUACAAAAGAGACAGCAGCCGACACUACAGCGGAGUUGCAGAAGCCAAACGAAUUGAAAAAGGGAAAAGUUCAAUGCUCCAAAGACCGUCCAUGCCAAACAGCUUCAGCUUUACCUACUACUCCAGAGUCGUUCUUGCCCCCCACUCAAGGAUUUGGUAUCCAUGGAAUAGACUUCCCGAUCGCUGCCACCCAGAAUUUCAACAUCUCCUACUCGCCGCUGAUGUCCAUCUCUCCGGAUAGCUCCAAUCCAGACUCUCCCUCGUCAUUUCCGGACAAAGAUGCUCCUAUGGGGCCUACCCUUUGCUCCCAUUCCGUUCAAGAGACACACGAAACUCUUUUAAAUGUAAAGUCGAAUAUUGGGUUGGAAUCACAAAGCAAUAUUACUCUUCAAAACCAGGAAAAUGCAGUAAAUCCGAAAAUAGAGUCAGUGAAUCGGAGCAGCUUAGACGGCAUGGAUAAUGUGAGACAACCUUCGAGAAACGACGAGAUCAAGACCGACACUACCAGAAAUUCAGCCACUCCCGAUGAACAACGUUUCUCUGAUAAACAAGAGAUGCCUCUAUCCGAAAGUUCCUCUGAGACAAAGCUGCAGAUGUCUUUUCCCAUUCGACCAUCAACAUCCAAGAACGACAUGUUGAAACAGGUCUAUCUCGUCCAAAACAAGGAUCAUUCAUCUGUGGAUAAUUCCUUUGAGGACGAAGUCAUAAAUAUGGAAGACGAUUUUGGAGUAUCUGAUUCUCAGAUGUGUGCAAUAGAUUAUGAAGAACCAAUGGCUAUGGACUAUAGUUGUCAACAAAAAUCCUUACCCCACAGAGCAACUCCACCCAGUGGGGCAACCACACUACAGGGAGCUACCCCUCUUCCGGGGCCAUCCACAUCACAUGUCAGUCGACCGGAUCAAGAAGGUCACAACAUAAUGCAGGGUUUAAUUAAAGAUAUCUCCGGGCUCAAUAAAAUGCUUAUGAAAACCAAACGCGAAAUGGAGGCUUUCAGACGGAAUCGAGGUUUUACUCCGUUACAAAAUAGAAAUUGGCAACAAUGAAGAAAUUCCAGAUGAAAAUUUGUCUGUGUUUUUCAAACAGAAGUGUGGAAUUGUACUGUAGAAACAGAACAGUGGUUCCAAGUUUACAGGUACCAAAAAAGAACCUCAGAGGGUACUAAAGUAACACUUAUCGUUCAAUUUCUCACAGAAUCAAUGUUUUUGUUAUUUAUGUAUUUAAUUAUGUUUUAAUGUAAUUGUUACAUUUAUUAUAAAUUAUUGAGACAGUCA
Lottia gigantea (owl limpet) is the source of this 2694-nucleotide messenger RNA. RefSeq lists its product as hypothetical. The coding region runs from base 232 to 2466 and encodes 744 amino acids. NCBI's taxonomy places the organism in Eukaryota, Metazoa, Mollusca, Gastropoda, Lottiidae. The record is from RefSeq and is a predicted model, not a curated record. The transcript has 7 exons.